UUACCCUAACGCCGCCGCCGCUUCUUCGUCUCCCAUCAUCUCCCUCCCUUUAUCGCGCUCGGCACCAGGCAACACGAACGCAUCGCCGGUGGGAUCCCGGAUUGGCCGGUGGACGAGUUCUUCCGCGACGUUAGUGACUUCAAUGGGCGAGAGUGACACCACCAAGCGGGAAGCCUGGGGACAAGGUGGGUGACUCCGCGUACUACCGCUCGUUGGAGAAGGAUCUGGAUGCCAACGAGCUGUUUGGCCGAGUACAGGAGAUCCGAUCUGGACGCCAGCGCUACCCUCUCCAGUCCCCACAAACGGCCUCCGGCCUUCACUGGCAACACGGUGGCUCCGACAACACCACCUUCAUGCCAAACAUAUGCAGAUCAAGUUGCUUAUGUCCUCAAUUUUUUUCAGGUGCUCGACCUCGGGGAGAACCUGCUCUCCGGCGUGCUCCACCCGACGCUGUUCGACAACCUCACCAGCCUUUUGAAGUGUAAGAUUUGUUAUUCUUUAGUUAUAUAAUUUCUAGUAGAGACAACUUAAGUAUUACAGCUAUGUGUUAGGAAGGGUUCAUGAAAAAGAAUGAAUUUUGUAUUCAGCAUAUGUGCAUAAUAGGGCUUCGAUUCUCAAGUCAUGUAAUAUUGGAAGUAUGCAUAAGUGCAUAACAAAGUUUAUUAAAGAAAGAAAAGUCCUCACUUGCUGGCAGUUUGUCCAUUGUAUUUUUGUAAAUUAAGGUUAUUAAAGAAAGAAAUGUCCUCACUUCUAUGGGUUAAUUUAUGAUCUUAGCACUUGCUACGACUAUAAAGUUUAUAUAGGUUCACAGCUUCUUACUGUCCACUAGGCUUCUCCAGCUGCAUUGUUUGUAAGGAACAGAAACUAGCUAACUGUUGUGACUUAAUUACUCAUCAACUUUCACCUGCCUUAAGCCUUUUAGGUUCACUUGUCUUAUAUAUACCAUGGUAAACCACACCAUGAAUAUGCCAUAAAUAAGUAACAAGAGUGACUAGCAACUCAGCACACACAGGUUGUCAGGAUCCUUCACGUACACCUUUCAUGUUCUUGCAACCUUGAUUCUACAUGCUUCAGGUAGUCUAGAAUAUCAGAUUGUUGUAUAUAUUUAACACCUUCUGUACCAUCAAAUUCAAAAAUGCACUCAAGAAAAGGCUUUUCAAAACUCUUAGAAUGUAUUCCAAGAGCAGUGCACAUAUUCAGAAGCUAAUUAUGUAAUUUCUUAUAUGUUGCUUUGAGGCAAAUUGAACAGGGAUUUGUUUGGCUUCCAAAUGGUUUGUUGGUCCUAAAAUAGUCAGAAUCACAUGACAUCUGUGCUAUAGAUAUGGACCUCGGUGGUUUUCUCCACAUUAGGAAAGCUAGAAGAGCCUUUUGAACUCAGUUUUUUUGCUAACAGUGGUGUUAUGGUGAAACAGAGUUUUGUGUGUAUGUACCAACAACUAAAAUGUAAACACGACAUUAUCAUAGUUGAGUAC
Messenger RNA from Zea mays, 1472 nucleotides. RefSeq lists its product as uncharacterized. The record is from RefSeq and is marked validated. NCBI's taxonomy places the organism in Eukaryota, Viridiplantae, Streptophyta, Magnoliopsida, Poales, Poaceae. The coding region runs from base 229 to 510 and encodes 93 amino acids. The transcript has 4 exons.